This is a messenger RNA of Amoebophrya sp. A120, 6942 nucleotides long. The record is from the annotation of a GenBank genome assembly. Lineage: Eukaryota; Dinophyceae; Syndiniales; Amoebophryaceae.
AUGAGCGCCUCUUCAUCUUCAUCUGAUGGUGGUCGGUCAGAUGGCACUCGGUGGGGAGGCGCGGGGGACGAUGACAAAAGCCGCGAACCCUAUGCCGGUGAAGUGCUGACGGCAGAUGGGUCCUGGCGCAAGAUGCGCGUUUCCACGGAGGAAGGCCUUGAAAAAAUCGCGCGGACCCUGCGCGGAGUGGGUCCCGAGUUCCAAACGUCCUUCCAGGUCAAUGUAUCGGGCCCCCCCCGUGUCCACGUGCUUCGCUCCGGAAACGUCUACCAGGUACAGCGCCCCAGCCUGGGUUCGAUUCUGAACGCCGCAACGCAGGAAAAAGUUGUUGAACUUCUGACAGCCGAGGAGGAGCAGGAGGCGGAGGCUUCUGAUGUGUGUGGCGCAGAGCAGACACAGACCAAGGAAAGAGAGGAUCCGGUCGCCAUCUCUUCGUCGUGUGAGGAAAAAGCAACGUCCGCUGCAGUGGCAAGCAAGAGUCCAGGCUCAGGAGGUGCACGUCAACAGGGCGGCGAGAAAGAGAGAGACGCAAAGCCACCCGAGGACAUGGGUGGUGCGGGGCAUACCAACUCUGGAAAAAAUGAGGACGGGGAAGGCAGUACUGCCUCUUCUCCAAUAACAAAACGUUGGGACCCUUUAAACGACUACCGCUUUUACGAAAGCAGACGCCCCAUGCCGCGCCCAAAAUUUUCGUCGCCGACAAGCGACGCCGAGAAGCACGCGCAGAAUCUGUUCGAGGACGCCCUGAUCGCUGACCAGCACGCGCGGCUCGAUCCCCUUCUCGGGGAGAUGAAGCGCGUCGACAACGAGCUGCUGCGCUCCCUGGCCGAAUGCGAUAAGAAUAUUAGCCGGCCGUUUGCAUCGGCCAGUCCUGGUCUGGUGCACCCGAAGCUCACACCAGCAGUGCUGCCACCGUCCUUGUGCGUGCCGCUGACAGGAAGCAACUGCGCGGACUUCUGCAAUUACCGGGGGCGCGAGGAAAUGAAGGGCAUGCCUCGUUUCUACGUCCGGAAGAACCGAAACGACUGCUUCUUCACGCGCUCGCUGGGAGCUGGGGACGUGGCGGUGAAAGUUGGGGUGUUAGAUCGUGAAGACGGCGAGGACGAAUCUGGUGCAGGACGGCAAGUUCUGGAGGAGCGGUCGUUAACAGACGAGCUCAUCGCGGCGGGUGUGCCGGACCACAUUCGUGAUCAGCUGGAGUACCCCUAUGCGGUGGAAUUGGAUUUCGUGCGGCUUGACGCCGCCGGCAAGACCCGCAAGACGAAGGCGCGACAUGACGCUCCCGGAAAAUCCGAGGCGAUCGCGAAGCGCAUCAAACGCCGCCGCAAGCUGCGCGAUGCAAUUUCGGCCGAGAAACGGAAAAACAACAGGUCGCCCUGGAAAUACACGAAGGAAGACGAAAAGCUUAGCGAGAGCGACCACUCCAGUUUUUCAUCCUCGGCCGAGUCGCUGCAAGACCGACGCCGCUGCCGGAAGUUCACAAAGAACGGGUCCCCGCGCCCGCGCUUUAGAAAGAAAUACUCGCCGGACUAUCACUACGGCCGCGAGAAAGCGGAAGAAAGGGACCGCAGGAUUGCCAGGCGCCCCGCGACGAAAGUGAAGUCUGAUGACGAGGGAUCUCUUUACAGGGCGGUGACAGCUUUGCACGCCGAACAGAAAAAUCCCGGAGUAGCGAGAAAUGUUGGUGGACACCACGCGCCGGGUCGUGGUGCAUCUAGUAGUCGGCUGGCAUUAUACAAUGACGCAGACGGCGGCCGCGGUCGCAAAUGGAAAGAGGAAAAAAUUACCACGAUGGAUAAUUCGAAGGAAGAGCGUGUUGUAAACAUCCUUACUCAUGAUCUGCGGCGAAGCGACGGCAGAGCCGACCACGACAUUCUACGGCACCGCGACGACAUUCGACGACGGACCGUCGGAACAUUGCUGGUUUGCCUCCCCGGUGCGUGGUGUCGUCCCCGGCCAAUGAAGCUGAACUUGAAAGACGGACUGCGCGAACGCUACGAGCUCCAACAGGUUCCCUUCGCGGACAGCGCCCGUGCGGGCACUGCGCUGCCACCAGCGAUUCGACUUGAUGAGUUGUCCGAGGAUCUGCGCCACGCCGCUGUCAUUGACGACGAGACUUCUUCCUGUGCGUCUUUAUCGCAGGGGGCAGAACCGCUCCGCACCCCGGGUUCUGUCGUGUCACCGGAGACCGAAAGCCAAAAAAGCCGUGGAUCGCAGCUUCAUUGCAUUGCAGUCGUCCGUGGUACGUCGGUCGACCUGAGCACUGUCCCGACUCAAGGCCACGCAAUCGUGGCCGUCUUUCGGAUUCUCCGUGUGCGAACAACGCCGCUGCUGCGGCAACUCCCGAUGGCGGAGAAACUUCUGGAGGAAACACGUGAAAAAGGCCCCGCCAUGCUGGUAGACUUCUUGUACGACGAAAAGGAGAGGCGGUACCUGGUCGAGGGCAAAGACGUAAACGAUCUCGAACUAGACACGAUCUUGGAGUAUCAAGCUAAUCUGUUUCUGCAGAGGGCUGUGCACAACGGUUCAGUGGAACUCGGUGCCCACCUAAAUUCUGUGACGCGGAAGAAGCUCCGGAAAGCCGGUUUCUCAAGGAAGCAGAUCUUGAUCGACGAGACCUUCGAGUUUGACAUACAGCCGUGGGACUUCUUCAGCGACGUUAAUUCGUAUCAGCGGGGGUUUCGGAGGAACAAGAAGUCGCUGCAGCAGCAGCGGCUGGAGGUCGUUCUGCGCCAGCUCUGGUCCUCUCCUACGUUUCUGCCUGACGGUGGCGUGCUUGGGUUACCUUCGUAUCGCAUUUACAGCAAUCGAGAGCUGUUUCCCCUGCGCACGGAUUCUCCAUCCUCCCCGCUGCCCGUUCAUGCGAGAACAUUGGGCAGGGAUAAAGUGUUCGUGCGCGCUUUGCGCCAGUCCGGUAUCGGGCAGCGCCUCACGCAACCGGCCUGCCCACAGUCGGCCGAAGGGAGUAACUGCCAGUUGGGUGAUGCCAGCAAGCCACUUCUUUCUGCCUGGGCUGAAACCUUCAAGAAGCUGGACAUCUACUACCACAUUCACACCGCACCAACGGCAUGCCAAGGUUUCGGGAAUAUCCCCCGUGCGCGCACGCACGAGAUAAUCUCGCUGGACCGACUUCCUCCCUGCCGGUUCCGAACUCGUCAGCUAUCGAAGUAGUAGAGAACCGCAGUAGGUCACGUUGAUGACUUUUGGCAAUAGCCGCAAGGCAAGGCGAGACUAUGAGGACUACCCAAUCAGAUAUCUCAAUCUUAUUCAUGAAUGUCGCACUCCCGCCUGCCCCUUGAUGUAGAUUUCGCUGUACUACCUGUCUAUCACUAACGCCACAAAUAAGCAGGUAGACGUAAGUAGAAAUUCAAUCCAAAGCAGUGGGCUUCUAAAAGUGCGCGAAGAUGAAAAAAAAAUAUCACACUCACCAAGGUUUUGUUGCCUUUGAAUCAAUCGAAAGGUGGUCGUGACAACUUUAAUGUUAGACGGGAAGUCUUUGUCUUGCGCUGGGUGCACGACAACUACCUAUCUUUGGAGGACGCACCUACAUCACGGUUCAAUUUUGCUUGUUGAUAGUCCGAUGUGGACGUGGACGUGGCGGAUUCCGUAGCCAUCGCUCUGCUCACCGCAAGCACAAUGGUGCAGACUAGGGGACAAAACGUUCCGGAUAUCUUCUGCAAGUACCCUGAUUUGGAGCUCGUGGAGUCGGAGUGCUCGGACGACGCCGCGGGGGAAAACUCAAAUUGUUCCGGAAUGCCGCCUGCGGACGAAAACGCCGAACGCAAGGGAGCCGUGGUUCCUGAGGUAGACGAAGCCAAUGAUCGCGGACACGGGCUAGUGGAGCAGGUCAUCUCCACUGGUGGUCGCAACCAGGACGGCAGCACUGCGAGUCCAGAUGGCGACGUUAAUAUGAAAGUUGCUUCUCAGCAGGAGCAGGGUCAGGUUCAUGAUGACGCAACGGUGACGGACAGUGAUAGCAGCAGCCAUGUAUUUCGUUUGGAAGCGCACAAUUCUUUGAGGAAGAAACUCCAAGUCGCUGCGGAACACAUUAUUGCCGAACCGGACCGAAUCCUCGAGUGUGCAGCAGGGGUGUUGAAUAAAUCCCCGUGGAGUUCUUGUGCUCCUCAUCUUCUGGAUCUGGGUGCGAUUUCGCAUGUGGAGGAGUCGAGGCACCAGCGCGAGAAGACCAGUAGAGAAGAUUCGACGAGGAAGGUGGGGCAAGAAGACUCCUCUCUCUACCACGUGACGCACUUGAUUUCGGUCCAGGACCCCGAGGAUUUCGACGAUUCCCACAACCGCGCGCCGCUGGCGGGAAUCGAUUGCGAGUUCAUUUGCCAUGGUCCCCCGGUCCGCGACCAGCAGUGUCGCUUCCGCCUGGCGGUGCAGGAUGUGAGAAACCAGGUUGGUCGCCGUGCGGGGUUGAGCCCGAUCGCAAGGCAAGCUCUGCUGCACAAGGGGGGUCCGAACACAGGCUACCACGACGCACACUCGCUGGACCUCGGGCAUUGCGGAAUGUUCAAAGUCCGGGUUCCGCCAGCCGCGGAACGUGUUCUGAUUCCGGAGAACAUGAACCAGCUCCAAGAUGGAGGGGAACGAGGUCAGCAGGAUGUUGGAAAUGAAGAGACACAAACAGUUGCCCGUUACCUUCUGGAAGCAGGCAUUUGUCCCUCGCAGCUGCAUGAUCACGCACGGUUUUUAGACAAUAUCCAUAUCUCUAUCGGCAACCGAGGCGCUAUCCUCGUUCAUGUUGAUGAGCAGAAUUCGAGUAUCUUGGGGGAUGAAGUGAACCAUGCCGACACGGCCGCAGCGGGUCAAGGAGGUCCGUUUCUCGUGCCGAACAUAGAGGAGCUGACUCCAGAGAAAGAGCAUAGCGCAUCCCUAAUGGUUGAGAGCUGCCUCAAGAACAGCAAGAGGGUGCAUUCAAUCAACAGCGAUCCGCGGAGGAUUCGGCACCGUUGUCCUUACCAAGUUCGCCUUGAGCUAUUGGACACGAUGACACGACUCUGGAGGCACUUCGAUGACUGGCAUCGCAUCAUCCAGAUCUGGGAGCCCAUCGGAAGCGACCAAAUUGCUUGCACUUUUAUCCCCCCUGCAUCCGCCUCGGAGCAGGUAGGACUGCGGAAAACAAGAGGCCUGAAGGCUCUCACGUAUGAACAACGCCAAUUUAAUGCCAUGCUGCGUGGCCUCCGCCUGCUGUUGUUUGGUAGUGGCCCGCUACGCGAGGACGGACACGUCGACGGUAGAGAUUCGCUAGGUCAAGUCUAUUUUCCUAGUCAAAGCGACGAGGUUCCACUGGGGCCGGGCGCCCAUUUUCCACCCGUGAAGGUUGACGGCAUUUACUCUUUUUGCAGCAGCGACGCCUGGGAAAGCCACCUGCGCAAAAGUGACCUCCUCGCAGCCAUCCGUUUCGACUGGGAGUUGGUCUUUCCGGCAAACGCCUUCAUGACAGAGCACGACCCGUACCUGGCAUUGGCACAAGAAGAUCCGAGCCGGCCUGUGCACGGGCCAGAAUACUUUGAGCAGCUGUCAAAGUUUUAUGCUGAUCUACUCUCAUCCACUCACGACGCGAUCAACGGGAAAGGCGGCCCAGCGGAAAUUCAUCCAGUGGAGAAAAGGGAGCCGUCACUGGCCGACACGCUUCGACAUGCUGCGGUCACGGGAACUUCCGCUACCAGUCAUUCGAGCGGCCCGUUGGAGUUGGUGUUGACACGUGACAAUAUCACGCAAAUUUUGUCCGGUUGCCCAUUGCCCGAUCGAAUGCUCGCGGCGAUCACUCUGCGGGGUGCGAAGAUGCGAGUUGUGCUGCGUUGGUAUCUGGAAGAGGUAAACGAGCACCCGAAGAGUUAUGAGCGGUGCCAGCAGUUGUCCUUCAGAGCGAACAAGUUCUACCGCGUGAAGCAGUUUGCAUUGCCGUUGGCCCCGAUUGCGCCGAUCACGUUGCCACCAGAUAGCUUCACUGGCGUCGAGGAGGGCCAUCUUCAGGUGGGUAGUUUCGCCAAUAAUCAUUCCACACCAGACGAUUCGGUUGUGGACCCAACUUCGAGCCAGAAGCAACGAAGGAACAAGCAGCUCUUGAUGGAGGCGUCCAGUCAGUAUGCCGUGGAAGCGUUUAAGCCCCGGCGUGCCAUCGUCCUGCGGAAACCUCUGCCGGAGAAGUUGCCAAGCUUUGCGUCGCGCGACGCGCUGGGGAAGUGGUUACUGUCCGAAAUGGGGGACCAAUACCUUCCGGCGGAGGAGGGGGACCACGUCUGGGUAGCGCCGCUUCCGCUGUCGGGCGAAAUGAAGGCGGCGGACGGGACUUUCGCCAAAGAUUUGCUGUACUUCCCGAUUGGCGAAACCACACCAGAUGCGACGAUCGCGAGGAAAAGCGGCAAAGCAGUUGAUAGCACGUAUCGAUUUUCUGUGCUCGUUUCGUUUUGGUACUCUCCCAAUGUCUACUUUUGCUCUUGCACUGCGCGUGCGCCCUGGUUCAUAAAGUCAACUUUUUCUCGAUCCUGUGUGUUUAUCUUCUUCUCAUUUUUCAACAGGUCAUCGUGCGAAGAAGGAGAGACGUUUGAAGAUGAUGGCGUCAUUGGUGAUACAGACGGAAAGCAGUCCCUUGCAACCCCAGCCGUAACUACUGAUCCAGACGUAACUACUGACGACUGCAACAUUGCGAAAAAGUACGCGGUCUUCCGACUCAGUGCGGCAUAUCACCUCGACUUUAGCAGUUUCAGUGGAUGGCGACCGCAGUGGGAGAAGGACCGGGCAUCGCGGCUGCGCGAGAAAAAGAAGGAAAGAGCCGAGGGAGCGUUUGCCGGCAAAAAUGACCGGCGGCCCUCAGAGUCGAAGAAGAGGCCUGCAAGCGGCCGGGGUAGCGGCAGUGGAUCGCCAAUGAAUCAAGCUACAAAUAAAGACGGGAGAAGAAAGGUUGCGAAGACCAGCGGUCGUGAUUCUGUCUAA